AUGGCUGCUAUCGGCUCGCUCGUCUUUUGCACAGACUGUGAGAACCAAGACACCGGCACCAAGACGAUUUUGACAAAAAGCAAGCCUUCCGAUUUCCCGUCGUUUCUGCGACAGAAGCUCCAGUCCAACGUGCAAAAUGUCGAGCGACACACCAUACAAAGGGGCAGCAAAGCGGACGAGACAUGCCCAAAGUGCGGCGGUACUCAAGUGACAUACGCAAACGUCCAGCUUCGCGGUGCGGACGAGGGCUCUACCGUUAUCUACACCUGCGAAUGUGGAGAAUCAUGGCAGGAGAACAAUUAG
Emericellopsis cladophorae is the source of this 303-nucleotide messenger RNA. Its product is annotated as transcription factor S-II. Bases 1 to 303 code for a protein of 100 amino acids. The transcript has 4 exons. NCBI's taxonomy places the organism in Eukaryota, Fungi, Ascomycota, Sordariomycetes, Hypocreales, Bionectriaceae. Gene Ontology annotation, biological process: DNA-templated transcription. Gene Ontology annotation, molecular function: zinc ion binding; nucleic acid binding. The record is from RefSeq and is a predicted model, not a curated record.